CUUUACUCAUCCAAGCUCCGAACAGUUUCACAAGAAUGACCACCACCAUGACGAUGGGCCCGAGAGCAACCGCAGCAUAUAGAAGAACUAGCAUGGUCUCGAUUGUACCUCUGUUGCUGAUAACCGGAGGGGUCAAAUUUGUGCAAAGCGUUCCAACACAACGCUUUUUCCAUCAAACAACGGAAUCGAUUUCACAGUCAGCGACAACCUUAACGGAUCACAACAAUUUGUUCGCGACUCGGAAUGAUGUAUCGACUAUUGAUCUCCGACAGGCUAUCUCCCCGUGUACUUUAAGCGAUGGUGGAUUUUACGGAUCCAUUUCGGGAACUGCUCGGACGAUUGAGUUUUUGUACCAAGCCAAUGUCGUGCAAGGUACUAGUUCUACUGAUGUGCGAUCUGAUCUGUUACCUAUGAUGGAUCGUCAGCUGGUCCAAGGUAUUCUACCCCUUUUAUUUCCCGAUCAAUGUUCCGGUCGACUUCGAAAUUUGCGGGCGAUCGCGCCACGGGAAGCUCGGAAAUUACAGGGAGGAGAGCCUAAGAUUAUUGGAAUCGGCUCUCAAAUCCUGGAUCUAGCUACGAAUGCGGAUGAUUUGCCAUGCGCAGUAGCGAAUGGUGGUGAUUGCUACACUAUCCAAGGCUAUAUGACUGCGUUUGCAGAAAACGUGUUGACAGACGACGAAGCCUCAGAGCUAGUUCUACCAGCCAUUCAAGCAUACUUAAAAGGUGGACUUACUACGAUAGACCCAAGAAUAAUCAGCGUCAAUUAUGUGGUUCGCGAUGAAACGAACAACAACGGCGGCGGUUCAUUUUUAACUGUCCAACCGGUUCCCACCCCUGCUCCAAACGUAUUUCAACCUACGCAAUCCCCCAUCGUAGCUACGGCUGAGCCCGGGGCACCUACGCGCAUUCCCAUCGCAAUCGCGCCAACACGAACGCCCAUAACUUUCCCUUUUUUGACGCCUGCCCCAAUUGCGCCGGGGUCAUCGGCUUCUCCAGUGGCUACUGGCACUACGCUCACUCCAGUAUCACCUAGUAGCCCGACCUUGGCGCCCAUUAGUGGCGGAAGCUUUCAACCUACAUUCGCUCCCCUUUUCGUCCAGCCGACACCAGCCCCUUUCUCAGCCGAGUUAGUGGGUCGUUCUAGUGAAAGUGGGAUAGACAAGAUGGAAUGGUGGAUGUGGUUGCUUGUGGCAGUUGGGGCGGUUGCACUUUGCGGCUGCGGCUUCUUUGCUUUCGGUGGUGCAAGAGGAGGAGCACCAAAACCUCAACGCAUGUCACCCAAAAACAAAGAAGAUGCUGAGCCGUACGUAGUAUCCUCACCGGAAGAGUACGUACCACCAGGACUUGGAACAUUUAACACUGCUUCGGUAUCAGCCAACCCUGUGGCCGCAACAUAUGGACUGAAACAAGAUGAAGAGAAUUAUGACAAUAAUGAAGACGACGACAACUACGACGAUGACGAGGAGGACGACGUAGAAACUUACGAGGAGGGUGAGGAUGAGUUCGACGAAGAGGAAGAAUCAUAUGAGGAGGAAGAAGGCACUCUGUUUGAAGAAGAAUCCUACUAUGAAGAGGAAUCGGGGGGCAAUGAACAACAGCGGCAGCCUGGUUGGAAUAGCGGGUACAGUGUCACUCGUUCCAAGGGCAGUUAUUAA
Molecule: messenger RNA, 1655 nt
Organism: Phaeodactylum tricornutum CCAP 1055/1
Lineage: Eukaryota; Bacillariophyta; Bacillariophyceae; Surirellales; Neidiaceae
Product: cell surface protein
Exons: 2
Coding region: 36-1655 (539 amino acids)
Source: RefSeq, a predicted model, not a curated record